UUGGCGUAUGGAAUGGUGUGUUGGGCAGUGAACGACGAAAAAGCUGUAUUGGAUUCAGCAACCGCCCUUAGUAAUAAAAUGGAAGUCCAACCCAACGCUAAAAAAUGCAAAUUCCAAGAUCAGUCGGAAAUGGAGCUGCCAUGUCUUCCUGCAGAUCCGUGUCCGGAAAUGCGUCCUUUCUGCCAUCAGGUCGGAGGACAUACCCAAUUUUUGCAGCUGGAUCAGUCCACCGUUUGCAAGCCUCUCAUUCCGCGGGAGUUGAGUUUUUAUCUGAACGCACCAGCUGACAUUUGCACCUUUACACCCAAGUGCAAAGGUGUGAUCCAGACGUGGCACCAAGAAGGUCGUCAAUACUGGAAACGAUUCGCAAUGGAUGAAAUCAGCGUCACGGCCGAUCAUUCAGAAAUCUCUUCCAAUACUCGGCACGAUGCUCCAUUGAGGAUAUCUCUGGCCGGCCAUGAAGCCAUUUCUUACCAUCCUGCGCACACCUACACUGAUGGAUCAUCUCAAUUUUUCAUGAUGCUGGAGAACGUAGCAUCCGCAUCGAAAUUCGAGCGGCCCUGCGUGCUGGACUUGAAGAUGGGCACCAGACAACACGGUGACGAUGCAUCCGCCGAGAAACGGAACCGGCAAAUGGCCAAAUGCGCAGCUAGCACUUCCGCUUCUCUCGGACUCCGGCUCUGUGGCAUGAAGGUGUACGAAGCCACAUCGGACAAGUUCUUUGUCCAGGACAAGUAUUUUGGAAGGAGACUUGAUGCUGAUGGACUACGUAAGGCGUUGGUCCAGUUCUUCGCUAGUGGCGGGGCUCGUCGUGCUGGAAUUAUUGGAGCCAUCCUGGAACGUCUGAGGCUUCUCCGCAAAGCUAUUGAACAGCAGGACACAUUUCGAUUCUAUUCGAGUUCUUUGUUGAUCGUCUACGAAGGAUGCGAUGAACAUUGCGAAUUUUUUCUCGGUCGUGAUUACCAUUUCCUCACUCCUCCACUUGCUAGACGAUCUAGCGAGCCGGAGUCAACUGAUGUGAGUUGUUACAAACCAGCGAGAUGCAGCUCGGACGCGCAAAUUCCACGACUAAAUGAAGUGGCCAUUCCAAGCCAAGUAUCCAUCGCAGACACUAACGAUUGUUACUUGACGGACAGCUGUGAAACUCAGUCUUUUGGUACGAGUCCACAAUCCGUUGACAGCGGACUCGAUUGCCUCAUGAUGGAACAAGCUUCGUCGCUGUCCAGCACCAAUGAGUGCUGCUGGAAGGGUGUGAAUGGCCAGGGCCGUUACAAGCCUAUUUUAAAGAAUUCAUCGACGAGUUACGAGUGUGACAAUUCAACAGACAGCACAGACAGUGGAGUCUUCUCUUUGCCAAUGGUUAAACAGCAAUUUAAAAAAUUGAAGAAACAAUCGACGACUUACACGGACAGCGAAGAAGAAAGCGAUGUGAUGUGGCUGGAGGAUGGCCAGCAGGUUUCAAUGGAGUUGUCAGGCGAGGAAGAUGGCGAAUUGACGCCCGUGCUGGAAGUCAGCCGGACGGAAGAGUUCACAGCAAAUGGAAGCCAAGACAAACCGAAUCCAGCUAAAGCGGAUAAUUGCUGGGCAGAUUGUGUCGAUGUCCGAAUGAUCGAUUUCGCGCACACGACCUUCUCUGGUUACCUCGGAUUGGACGAACGGGUUCAUUGGGGCCCCGACAACGGAUAUCUUUUCGGUCUUGAAAAUUUGACAGACAUUUUAAGCGAAUUGCAAGGAUUUUCUGCUCAUCAGAGAAACGCCUUAUCUUAUUGACAAUUUAAAUUACGCACUGGGACAGACAAUAUUUUUCAAAAAUUCCAGAUGACAAUGAUGGCGAACAAGUACAAAUAUGAUGGACAAAACGAAAAUUCAGACCUGUAAAGAAAACAAGGUCGGUUAAGAAUUAGUGCAACGUUUUUUAAUGUAUGAUCUUCAUGUUAUUUGGUUAAUUGUAAAUAAUUUUUGUACUCAAAAACAAUAAACACUGACAUGGA
Daphnia carinata is the source of this 1991-nucleotide messenger RNA. RefSeq names its product inositol hexakisphosphate kinase 1-like. The record is from RefSeq and is a predicted model, not a curated record. The transcript has 7 exons. Lineage: Eukaryota; Metazoa; Arthropoda; Branchiopoda; Diplostraca; Daphniidae. Gene Ontology annotation, biological process: phosphatidylinositol phosphate biosynthetic process; inositol phosphate biosynthetic process. The coding region runs from base 13 to 1770 and encodes 585 amino acids. Gene Ontology annotation, cellular component: cytoplasm; nucleus. Gene Ontology annotation, molecular function: inositol hexakisphosphate kinase activity.